Molecule: messenger RNA, 3372 nt
Organism: Lodderomyces elongisporus
Lineage: Eukaryota; Fungi; Ascomycota; Pichiomycetes; Serinales; Debaryomycetaceae
Gene: DAL81
Product: Dal81p
Exons: 1
Coding region: 1-3372 (1123 amino acids)
Biological process (GO): DNA-templated transcription
Cellular component (GO): nucleus
Molecular function (GO): DNA binding; DNA-binding transcription factor activity, RNA polymerase II-specific; zinc ion binding
Source: RefSeq, a predicted model, not a curated record
AUGUCAGGGAGAAACACGCCGACGACGGUAGGGCUGCAUGAUGAUGUGAGUCCCGACUAUCAUUCCUCCAUAAACAACGACAAUAUACAUCCUUCAUCAUAUAAGCAAGACUUUAAUUCUACCAUCACGAGUAAAGGUCAUCCACAAGUACACCAUCAGCAACAAGAGCAGCAGCAGCAGCAACAGCAGCGCUUUCAUCGUCAUAAUGAAAGUACACAUCUAGGUUUAAAUCCGUAUCAUCAAAACAUGCAACAACCAAUUGUGGCACUAAAUUUUCAACCUCAAGAUUACGAAGCAUCUGAAGCUCUGGUUGAAGAAUUACAUCGUCGUUCUGAUCAGUUCCAAAAUCCCGGACCUAACGUACCCUCUAAUCAUUAUCAAUUGCAACAACAACAACAACACCAACAACAACACCAACAACACCAACAACAUGAACAGCCUUGGGUUGCCAAUGUUAGUAUGGACUCAAGACAAAAUGAUUACAUGCAAAAUUUGGAAGUUAAUCCUCAAAUGUAUCCUCCUGUACACAAUGAACUUGCAAAUGGCUCAGGACCUACAAUGCUCCCCGAAAAUUUCAGUUACUCGAGCUUAACAAAUCUUCUACCAGGAAACCAGCAAGUCCCUCACCCAGACCCAAACAAAGCUGCUGUUCCUUCUAUUGCCUCCGAACAAACCCUUGCUGGCACUAAUGGACACAAUCAAGACCACUUUCAGCGUGCUCCACAACCCUUUGGACAACAUCAUCAUCAGCAACAACAACAACAACAACAACAACAACAACAAUACCCGCUGCUGCUGCUGCAACCUUUACUGCAAUUGUACAAAGAAUCAAAAUUAGCAAAACCAAGACGACCAUGUGAUCAAUGUAGAAGGCGCAAAACAAAAUGUGUGCUUGUACCAAAUACAAACAAUUGUGUUCAAUGUGAAGCCAAACAACUCACAUGUACCUAUACGACGCCAGCCUUGAAGAGACGAGGAGGAAAUGACUUAACCGGAGAAGCUAAAAAGAGCAAGCUAGAAGCGGAUCCACAGUUGGCAAAUGCCAGUUCGAUGCAAAUUCCAAACGCCCCCAUAAGAGAAGUUGCCCCUGUGCAUGAAUAUUCAUCAAUAAACAACUCGUUGUUGAAUAAGACGUUGUCCUUACAGUUUCCGCGCUCAAGUUUUUAUGUGGGGCCAACUUCAUAUUUGUAUGACAUUGAUUUGUUAAAUGUCAUUAUUGAUGAACACAGCCAAAGUAGUCGCAUGGGUAUUAACAAUAGUGAUGGUAUCGGGAAUAGCGGGAGCGCCAAUGGUAAAGGUAAUAGCAAUGGCAGCAACAAUUGCGAGAAUGGGUCAAAGAAUAAAGUUGUCGAACAAGUAAGUUUAAGUAAUGCAAUUUCGCUCCGAAAAGUUAGCGAUAAGGUGCAUUUUGUAUUGAAAGACGACCAAUCCCCACAAUCAUACCAAGCCAUGUCGAAUGAUGUUGAUACCAUUGAAAAACUCGUUUCGCCACAUGGACAAACGCUAAUUGAUCUUUAUUUUCGAAUUAUACAUCCCUCCUAUCCUAUAGUGCACAAAAAGGUGUUUUUGGAAAAAUACUCAAGAACACAUAGAGAAUUUAGUGCACCUUUACUUGCCGCAGUUUAUGUCUUGGCCAUACAGUGGUGGGACUACGAUCCGCUGUUGAACAAGUUUCCUAAACCAAAUGUAGAGCUCAUUUUAAAAAUUGGACUCAAAAAUUACUUGCAAGAGAUUUUAAAGCGGCCCAAAUUGAGUGCAGUACAAGCAGGUUUACUACUUUUGCAAUGUAAGAAUAUCAUUGGUUGCAAAACAACACUACACGACGUUCAAAAUAGUGGCGAGGCAGACUAUUCCGAGUGGGUAUUAUGUUCACAGGUAGUCUCUUUAGCAGAAGAACUUGGCCUUGGACUUGACUGCAAUAGCUGGAAAUUGCCCAAAUGGGAGCGUGGUUUAAGGAAAAGGCUCGCUUGGGCAGUUUAUAUGGAGGAUAAGUGGCUUGCUCUUAAAGAAUCAAGGCCCUCGCAUAUAAAUAACAACAAUUGGAUUGUUACCAAAUUACAAGAAGAAGACUUUCCUGAAAAACACGGUGACGGAGAUCUCAAGGAAGGUUCUUCCGAUAUAGACAACGGGAAGCGCAUAUUUAUGAACUUUAUUGAGCUAUCAAUGAUAUUAUCUGAUAUUAUUGAUCUGUUGUACACUAUGAAAGCGAUGUCUGAAGUAACCAGUGUUGCCGAAGUAUUAAGGAUUGCCAAGCCUUUACAAUUGAGGUUGAGAAAUUGGUUCCACUCGUUACCAGUUGAGCUUCAAAUGAGUUCAGUACAACCACGAAAAUUGUGCUCCAAUGGGUAUCUACAUCUUGCAUAUUUUGCAACAGAGUUGACGUUGCACCGAAAAAUUGCAACAAUAAUGUACCAACAAAGCAAAAUGGGCAAUCCUUCUCCGCCAGAACUAGUCAAUGUAUGUCGAGCAGCCGCCAAGACAAGAUUACUAGCCUCUGUGGAGUUUGUGCGAGAUAUGAAACCUGAACAUAUUCAUUCCUUUUGGCAUUCCAGUUCAUCUUCAAAUUUCACACUUAUUGGAACUUUUGCCGCCAUCUUGUAUAUGUCUGCGCCCAGUCGAGAAGAAGCAGAUUUUUACCGCGAUCAGAUAUUCAAUUAUAGAUGGGUGCUUAAAAUUUCUUCAAAGGGAUUUGACCAAGUGGGCCAAGCAUUAUCACAGCUCGAUGUAGUUUUAUCAAAAAUUCCAGGCUUGCUUAAUGAAAAUGCUGAUAUGCCACUAGUUAUUUCUGCACCUCCAAACCAGCAACAACAACAAAAGCAGCAAAAGCAACAACAACAACAACAACAACAACAACAACAACAACAACAACAACAACAACAACAACAACAACAACAACAACAACAACAACAAACAGGCUCAGGUGUACAGGUAGAUACACAAUUUUCUUUUGCUGGGGAAUCACCAUCAUCAACUGGAAGUGGCGCUCGACUGUCUCGCGCACCUUCGCAAGCGCUGGCUCAAGGUAGCUCGAAUAGUCUAUACAAUCAAAACAACGGUGGUGCUGUUAGUCUUGGUGGCAAUAGCAUCGCAUCAUCGAUGGCGUUAGGAUCGCAGCAGCAACAGCAGCAGCAGCAACAACAACAACAACAACAACAACGCGGACUACGCGCUGUAGCAAACUCACGUGGUUCUCCAUUCAAUUCGCCUCAAAAUUACACCACCUUACCUACGGUUCGGUCUCCCCUCUCUAGAACGAUCCCCUCACCUCAAUCCUCCGUUGCCGUUUCACCAAAAGGGAAUACGAGAAACACUAGCUCAGGGACACCGCAACAAGAAGAGACAAAUGAUCUGCUGGCAGAUCAAUCGAGAUGA